Salvelinus fontinalis (brook trout) is the source of this 3845-nucleotide messenger RNA. Its product is annotated as drebrin-like. Gene Ontology annotation, molecular function: actin filament binding. Lineage: Eukaryota; Metazoa; Chordata; Actinopteri; Salmoniformes; Salmonidae. Gene Ontology annotation, biological process: positive regulation of axon extension; postsynaptic actin cytoskeleton organization; regulation of actin filament polymerization. Gene Ontology annotation, cellular component: plasma membrane; cortical actin cytoskeleton; dendrite. The record is from RefSeq and is a predicted model, not a curated record.
CAGUUUGUGGGGCUGUAGCGCUGCACUUUCUUUGUUCCUCCACUCAGAAUCUCUCCCCCUCUCACUUUCUACUCCGCAGUGUCUCUCUCCCCCUCUCUCUCUAUACUCUCCUUUACUUCCAUUACAGUAUUACACCGGUCUGGAUGAUUGCAGAGACAGCAACAUGGCUGUGAAUCUCGGCAAGAACAGACUGGCCCUUCUAACAGCCUACCAGGAUGUUAUCAACGAGACCUCGUCCACUGACUGGGCCUUGUUCUCAUAUGAGGGCAACAGCAAUGAUUUGACCCUGGCAUCAUCAGGAGCUGGAGGUCUACCAGAGAUCACAGUGACCUUCGAUAAUGGCCGGGUCAUGUACGGCUUCUGCAGCCUGAAGGAGCCCACGGCCGCACUGCCGCGCUACGUCCUCAUCAAUUGGGUUGGUGAGGAUGUGCCUGAUGCCAGGAAGUGUCAGUGUGCCAGCCAUGUGGCUAACAUUGCAGAGUUUUUCCAGGGAGUCAACGUCAUCAUCAACGCCAGCACCAUGGAGGACAUCGAACCAUCUGCCAUUGGACAGAGACUGACAAAUGGGAUGGCUUCGGUGGCCAGCCCCGUCCUCAGCCGGCUGAGAACCAGAGAGGAGGAGAAUGGAGAGGAUGGAGUGGGCACCGUGUACACCAAAACCAACGCAGAGAUUGAGAUGAAGAAGAUCAAUAGAGAGGAAUUCUGGGAACAAGCCAAGCGUGAGGAAGAGUUGAGAAAGGAGGAGGAGAGGAAGAAGGUUGCGGAGGAGAGGCAACGCUUCGAGGAGGAGAGGAUGGAGCUGGAAAGGAAAGAGCAGGAGGAUAGAGAGAAGAGGUACCGCGAGAGGGAGAGGCAGAUCGAGGAACACAGAAAGAAGAUACAGGAGGAAGAGGAGGCCAAAGAGAGGACACGGAACCAGCCCCUCAAAGCCGUUUGGACAGCCCGUUACCAGGCCGUUUGGACAGCCCGUUUUUGAAGCAGCAGCACAGUCCCAGCGAGCCCAGUCCGCCCCCCCUCCGCACCCCACCUCACGCGAGGCUGCAGUCCACUGCACCCGAUGGCGAUGAUGAAGGGAGCUUAGAUCACAGUAUGGGAACGUCCUCAACGCCAAUCCCCAAAAUAGUCACCACACCCAUCCAGGAGGCGGAGGAUGACAGCCGGAAUGAGUGGGGUGAGCCCAAGCAACAGCCAGGCCCAGUCCAGGACUCCACCCACACCAAGCCCAUUCAGAGCGUGGCACCCCAGACCCGCACAGACUCCAAACCCCCAUCUUCUACCCCGGACGACUAUGACCCUUUCUCCGGCUUCAGGCCCCUGCCUGCCCCCACCGCCGCAGACCCCCUGGUGGAGAUAUGGGACAGCAGCCCUGCAACCGGCAUCGCCCCCUCUCAGGCCCCACACCCUGGAGGGCAACCCCAGCCCCUGCUGAGCUUUGACGAGAUGGGGGAUGUACCAUUCUGCCCGGGGGGUCCUGAGGGGGUCGAGGAAGAGCCCUCCAGCCUAGUGGAUGUGGCCGGGACCCACGAUAUGACCCUGAGCUACCAGCAAGCACUGCAGCACGCUUCAGAUGAUACUCAGCUGAUGACCAACGGGGAGACCCUGCUCAAAGAAGGGACUCAGGCGAACGAGGGUUACUUCAGCCAAUCGCAGGAGGAGGAGAAAUGCUCUGCUAAAAUGACCCCAACAUCAGUGUUUUAUAACAAGCCACCAGAGAUUGACAUCACAUGCUGGGACACAGACCCUGUAAUGGAAGACAGCGACUAGACCAUGGCGAAGUAGUCCGGUCCGGCGGUGGAAAGCAGAAACAACGCAUCAUCAACAACCAAACAGACUUUUUUUUAAAGUAAUAAUAACAACAACAAGUCUUGCAUAAAAAAAAUCGGUAUAAUAUUCUAGAAGGGGAAAAAACUGAUGUUAGCCACAUGAAAAGGUUUUUGAGUUAUUGUUAAAGAUGCUAAUGCGUUAAUAAUGAGCUCUUGGUUUUGUGUUUUUUUCUUUUUCUUUGAUUUCUCCUUUUUUUGCUAUGCAGAGUAAAUAGUGGGGAGUGGGGAAUACUUUCUUGAGAAUGUAUGUGUCUUCUACAGCAGACUAAACACCCUGUACCAGACAGGUAGCCUAUUAGAAUGUAUAGCAACCCUCCCCCUCCGUUCUCCCUCGUUCUGGGUAGCUACAGUAGUUGGGGAUCAGAGAGGAGUGGUGCCUAGUGUAAUCCUGUAGUCUUUGAUGUUUCAGUUUGGCCAUGGGGCAAUGGGAGGGUGGGGGCAGAUAAAGGCGUGGCGAACAUCAGACUACAGGCUGGGAUAGCAGUACCAUUGUACUACCCCAUAGUAAAACCCUGAUACAUUCAAGGGAGGUAUAACGAAAUACUUGUUUUGUGCUGUACCAAGUCACUUUGAAAAGGAAUAUCUAUUGUAGUUUGUUAUCGUUGUGUUGGUUGGCAUCUCUCCCAGCAGAAAAUCUGACAUGGGGAAAAUAAGUAUGAUUUUUCUACCUAUUAGAAGUGUUCUAUAAAUUGACAUUCAGGAUCUUUGAAUCAUGGCAAUAGCGGUAGUCUCUUGUUUUGUCUAGGCAAUGACUGUAUCUAGAGCACUCAGAUGGGAAUGAGGACGUUCAUCACACAUUGUGGCACUAUGAACGGAACAGUGUGUCUUCUAGAGCUGCUGCAGUAGUCUCUGCUUUGUAACACUACACCUUCUUUGCAGUAAAUGACACAAAUGCACCCUUUUGCUUUCCAUGUGUAUUUAUUUCCCUUGUCCUUCUUUUAAAAUUAUGUAGUUCACAUGCACGUCCCUAGAUGGCCUCAGCACCGUUUUGUAUACUAUUGUAAUUCUAUUGUUGGACUACCUCUGUGUUGUUUUUGCACAGAUAUCAUUCUCUCACCCAGUUAUCUCGUUUCUGAUUUCACUGUUAACAGUCUAAAUGAGAACCAUUCCGGUGGAUUAGUUUUGCCAGGUGCUCUUCUAAAUGCUUUUGAUCAUCAAGCCUGGUUUUAAACGGUAUUAUUGCUCUAAUGUUUAGAAACAGGUUCUAGCUUCUUGAUGCAUCCCUCUCCACAUGGCUUAUAGACCAGUCUUCCAUUAUUUCAUCUACAGGAGGUUUCUUAUCAUUACUUUUCAAGGUUAUAGUUUCAUUCCUGAGAUGCCACUCCUUAGAUCUGAUUCUAUAUUCUUACCCAUAGAUAUAGAACACUUCUAUAGCAGCUAUAUGUUGUUAUAGCUAUGUGCUCUUACCACAGAAUUCUGAGUGGGAACCAACAAGCAAUAAGAAAAUUAACCAAUCUAGUAUUUUGUCCUGUAAAUAGCGUUUGUUUUUUAGAAAUACACAACUACAACUAAUGAACGUCUAACACUUUGUCAUUGUGGCCCUUAUGAUUAUGACACUUUGAAUUUAGGCUUGUUGUGGGAUUGAAUGAGAUGUUUAAAUAAAGUUUCUUUGAAGCGAAAUGUGAUUCCAUAUCCCUACCAGCCUUUUUCUGUAUAUGAGAAUCAAAGAAUGCUUAGUAAGAGCCGACCAACCUGCAUCUUUAGCAAUAACUGACACCCUUUCUACAUGAUUUCAAUGUAUACUUCUUCACCCUGAUAACCUCCUGGGUAGUAAUUAUUAUUCUCUCCCGAUCACACUACUAGGAGACUACUACUACUACUCUACUACUACUACCCCUCUUUGCCCCAAAGCAAGGCUUAGCUGUUCCUUGUCUUAUCUCUCUUUUCAUUUAAAAUAUAUUUUAUUUAUCUUCCCUCUUUUCCAUCCGCUUCUCACACGCUCUGUUUUUUAAAUAAGCACAAGAUCUUUUGUGACAUGCUAAGUGCUGAUGUAUGUUAAUAAAAGACUUAAAAACCUCCAAA